AUGCGCAGUUGCGCGUCGUUCCGCUCGUUUUGCUUCAACUCCAAAAUUGUGUAUGGUGCGCUCGGUGCGCUCUCCAAGAGUCGUCCUCAGACCUCUACCAUCAAUCCAGAAGAGAAAGAUCGGGUUUUCCUCUCCUCCAUCAACGAUAACCGUUCUUCAUCUCGAAUUCGCCUCGGAUCGUUCUUCACAUCGCUAACUCGAAUCUCACCCGCCUCGAUUCUUAAGAAUCCAUCCCCUACAAUCAUCAUUGCUAUCCGCGCUAACGAAAAGUACUCGAACGCUGCCGAUGUUUCCGUUUUGUUCUAUUGGACUUCGCCUAAAAAUGAUGCUGCUGUUGCCGCCGUUGAUUUUGCCAUCGCCGUUCCAUUCGCCUAUUGCAUGCCGAUCUCCAUAACCAUCGAUCCGAUCCACGUCCAAGUCGCUUUGCCCGUUACUCAUGUAUCCUCUGCCUCGAACUUGCCACAACCUCUCCGAUCCUUCCUGGUUAAACCUAGCUGCCGACUCGAUCUCGCUACUUGCAUCUCCAUCCUACGCCUCAAUCCGUUCGCCUAUGUACAUAACAUCGAUCCGAUCUCCGUCCCAGUUGCUUUGCCUCUAGCCUAUCUAAACCACACCGCCAUCUGCGCGCCGACAGCCAUAAGAUCGAUCCCAUUCGCGUUCUAG
Messenger RNA from Puccinia graminis f. sp. tritici CRL 75-36-700-3, 663 nucleotides. RefSeq lists its product as uncharacterized. The record is from RefSeq and is a predicted model, not a curated record. The coding region runs from base 1 to 663 and encodes 220 amino acids. The transcript has 5 exons. NCBI's taxonomy places the organism in Eukaryota, Fungi, Basidiomycota, Pucciniomycetes, Pucciniales, Pucciniaceae.